Messenger RNA from Anastrepha obliqua, 408 nucleotides. RefSeq lists its product as uncharacterized. The record is from RefSeq and is a predicted model, not a curated record. The coding region runs from base 137 to 397 and encodes 86 amino acids. The transcript is spliced from 2 exons. NCBI's taxonomy places the organism in Eukaryota, Metazoa, Arthropoda, Insecta, Diptera, Tephritidae.
UGUAUUUAAGGCGUGCGCCACCAAUUGCUGAGCAUCAUUUCCCAAACAGGCGUCAACCAGCAGCACAGCGGCAAGAGCUCCAAUAUCACAUCCACGUUGCUGUUAAAACAAAGCAAAAAUAAAUAAAAGGAGGAAAAUGUUGCGCUUUCUCGCUUAUCUGCUCGCCAGUUUGUUCUUGUUAUCAGCUGCGCACGCGCAGCAAAGUUCCGCCAAGCCUGGACAGGUCGGCGGGCAAUUCGAACGCACUCGUCAUUUAGCUGCUCCUCCAAUUAAUCUCAGUGCGCCUGCAAUUUAUUUGCCUGAAGUAAUUCCAGUGAGAGAGGAGCCACAGGAACCACAAACAACGCCAAGAGCGCCAAUAAGAGCUACAAGAAGAACAAUGAGAAGUGGAACUUAGUGGAAACUGAA